Molecule: messenger RNA, 4213 nt
Organism: Betta splendens (Siamese fighting fish)
Lineage: Eukaryota; Metazoa; Chordata; Actinopteri; Anabantiformes; Osphronemidae
Gene: cabp7a
Product: calcium-binding protein 7
Exons: 6
Coding region: 826-1473 (215 amino acids)
Molecular function (GO): calcium ion binding
Source: RefSeq, a predicted model, not a curated record
GCCUACACCCAAACCUAGUCCGUCUGUAUGUGCAGACGUACGCACGGAACAGUGACGAGCGUGAGAAGAGAGAGACAGCGACCGUCGGGUGCACAGACCGCUUCCUUUCACAAAACGCGCCACACGUCCAUUACUGUGGAUGAGGGAGCAACUGGAUCGCAACGCGCCCCCGUGCUCGAGAUCAAUUAAGAGCGAGCGAGCAAUCAUUGUAUCAUCUUUUCUCGGUUCCGACGGACACGUUUAGAUUUGUAGCCCCUCUUUGAGCGCAACGUGCCGUUUUCCUGGAUUAUGUGAAGCUGGAGGGAUCCUGAGGACCGAGUGCGUCAAGCGAGCGCACGCAUCCAACAAGUGGAUGCAUGAAUCCGUUCGCGGCGGAGAAAACGCGGGACUGAGACCCGAAUCAGUGGAUCGAGAACCUGCAUGUGUUGUAUUUGCCCAUCGCCUCGCAGUUAAGACACGUGAGCCGCACUAAGUAGAUGUGUCUCAGAUGUGGAGCUUGUCUGGAUCGACGGGUGGCUGAUAUGUGCGCAUUUUCUCGGUCUGAGGUAGUUUUCUAUCUAAAGACUUGGUGUAUUUUUUGAUUCAGGAGCAAACAGUCAAGCUCCAAUGAGGUAAGACGUCCUUUACAUAUUCACCGCUCUUCGUUCAUUCACCAAAGCAAGAUUAAGGCGGACACGCUGCAGGAUCCACCGUUCCCCACCUCACCCCUCUCCCCCACAUGGACUCGACACUCCGUUCCCUCGGUGGCCGUGGGGGGAAGUUGGGAUCCUCUCUGUAGACAUUUCUGUAUGACGAGGGCGCAGGUGGCAGCCAAAGGUCGCAGCCAUGCCGAUGCAUCCAGUCACCUCCACCUUGAUGUACCGGGGGAUUUGCACCAUCCCCGACAUCCUCUCGUACAGCGCCCCGGUAAACCUGCCCGAAGACGAAGUUGAAGAGAUCCGCGAGGCCUUCAAGGUGUUCGACCGCGACGGGAACGGCUUCAUCUCCAAGCAGGAGCUGGGCAUGGCCAUGCGCUCCCUGGGCUACAUGCCCAACGAGGUGGAGCUGGAGGUCAUCAUCCAGAGGCUGGACAUGGACGGCGACGGCCAGGUGGACUUUGAGGAGUUCGUCACUCUGCUGGGCCCGAAGCUGACGGCGGCCGGGAUGCCGGACAAGUUCAACGGCACCGACUUCGACUCCGUGUUUUGGAAGUGUGACAUGCAGAAGCUGACGGUGGAGGAGCUGAAGAGGCUCCUCUACGACACCUUCUGCGACCACCUGUCCAUGAAGGACAUCGAGAACAUCAUCAUGACUGAGGAGAACCACAUAGAGAACCCUGAGGACUGCCAGGUGGACAUAGACAGUUCCAGCCCGACGCAGCAGGUCAAGCAAACGUGCGUGCGCAAAAGCCUGAUCUGCGCCUUCGCCAUCGCCUUCAUCAUCAGCGUCAUGCUCAUCGCAGCCAAUCAGGUGCUGCGGAGCGGCAUGAAGUAGGAGCGGCGGCGCGUUUCGGCCUUGACCUCCACCUAAAGGCUGCCUUACGGAUGCGAAGCUGAAAACACGACCCCACAGACACUGGCGGCGCUGGCAGACGGCCCACGCCGGCGCCGCCGCUCGCCUCACCCAGAGACACCUCACGUGCAGAGGUUUCACACCAUGAGACCUGCUCAUCAGCGGCUGUCGACACAUAUCACUUCAUAGCCAAACGUUUAGUCCCCAUCAGCUGUGUGCGUUCGGUUUGUGGUGGCAGCUGUAGAGAGAAGUGUAGUGACCGUCCAGUUCUGUAUUCGUCCCGUGUACCAUGCAGUUUAUUACAGGCAGCAGGUGGAGACAUUGGAGACAGCUGGAGGAGGUAGAUGUGCAGGAGCAGAGGAGGAGCAGAAGAGCAGCGGAGGAGCAGGGGAGGAGCAGAGGAGCAGGUGAAGGUGUGGAGGAGCAGAGGAGGAGCAGGUGAAGGUGUGGAGGAGCAGCGGAGGAGCAGCGGAGGAGCAGAGGAGCAGUGGAGGAGCAGGUGAAGGUGUGGAGCAGCAGAGGAGGAGCAGGUGAAGGUGUGGAAGAGCAGAGGAGGAGCAGCGGAGGAGCAGAGGAGCAGUGGAGGAGCAGGUGAAGGUGUGGAGCAGCAGAGGAGGAGCAGGUGAAGGUGUGGAAGAGCAGAGGAGGAGCAGGUGAAGGUGUGGAGGAGCAGAGGAGGAGCAGCGGAGGAGCAGAGGAGCAGGUGAAGGGGUGGAGGCUCUACUCCCUCUCAGGCUGCAGGAGGUGCACAGCGUACUGUUCCCGUCUCCACCUCGCGGCCUCGCGGCCUCGGAGCACGGCCGUCAUCUAUGCAUGAAGUGCAUGGAUUUAACCCCGUCGUGAAGCAUCUGUACGAGUCGUCCUCAUCACCAGGAGCCGGCGCAGCGAACGCAUCGCACUCCUCCUCCGCGAGCGCCGCGUCUCUGCCGCUGAACAGCCGGCGGCUGCAGGUCGCGAAUCGCUCACUCAUUCGAAGAAUAUGCAUCGAGAACGACGCGCGUGGUUCUGGGCCGUAGAUGUGCGGGAAUGUACUUUGUUCCGUUGUUUGUUUUGUUUUUGUUGCGUUUCUUUAGGGCAAUAACUGUAAAAUAGACGUCUGCGUUCUGAUCCGACACCUUCAAAGAUCUCAGCACCAAUGAAGUGAAGUUUCUUUUCUAUAGCACUUUGAAAAUGGACUUUCUGGCAAUACGACAGGUCGGACGGUGAGAUGGUUGAGAAGAAUGAGUGUCGCACCCGCCCAGCGUGUGCUGCUGUCGCAAUGAAUCAUUAAAGGAACAACACGUAAAACUGAAGAAUACACACUGUUACCUGGAGGCGUCUACAGCUGCUGACUGAACCAGACUCCUGUUCCUGUUUGGCCUGUGUCGUCUUUGCCCAUUAACAGGUUGCACCAACAUGGGCCUGAAGACAGACGCCUGCUUGAAUAAUUAAGCCCUGGGCUCUGACUGUCAUCAGUCACAGCUGGUUACCUGCAGGAACGCAAAGGUUCCAUCGCUGGGAUUCACUGGUGUCGCUGGUGUACGAGGAGCAGCUGGUUCCGUAGCAGCCAAACCAACAUCCUAUCGGCUGAUGAGCAAAACACUGCAGACGUUUACAUGAACACGUAGCAUAAGGUGUCGCCGUCUCAGACUGAAAGCUGCUGCCAAGAAACUGCCAGUGGUUUGACUUGGGUCAUUGCUACGUAUUGUUCCUUUAAUAUAUGCGAAGCCCCACAUGCUUUUGACUGGGUGUAGUUUGUCAUACGUGUCACUAAUAAUGUUUGUUGUACAUAUAAACCUACUGUAACACGUUCAACCAAAGCUUUGGAGGAAUCUGUGACCACAAAUCACCAAAACAAGAGCAGGCUAUAAAAAAAGACACGUCCCAAAACAGGAAAACAGGCGUCCAGCAUUCAGUCCUCACUGUUUCAUCUGGAACGAUUAGUUCUCAUGUUUAACCAUCGAGCAGUAAAUACGUAAAACCAACACAUUUCUGACGCGGCAAAACUGUCUAAAAAGUCAAAAGGGAAGAAAACGUCAGAACAUGACACAGAAAUUUGCAGCUCCUAAAUAUCUGCCUUUGGAAACGCUGCCGGCUGUUCAUCAAACCAGACGAGAUCCAGGAGCUCAGAGGCAACAAAUGAGAGGCGCUGAUGGGCAGCGCGGGCGAUCACGGCUGUCUGAUGCACCUGAGCCAUUCUUCUCUCUGGGGACGGAGCGAGGGAGCACAUGACGUAUGAACCAAUACCUUGGUUUCCAUUUUGCACUUUGCACUGUGCUGCAGCACAAACGACGACUCACCGCCAUGAUUGUCCAUCUCUUUCCACACAUAACCAAUUACGUUCCCAUAGAUGCGUCUAUUUUUGUGAAAUGAAUGUGAUAGAAUAGAAACUCAGCUCUGUUGAUUCUCUAUUCUAUCAUCACGGGGGGAUUAUUUUCAAGGGAAAUAAAGUAUAGUAAUAAUUUUAUUUGUUGCCUUAUUGUUUGAUUCCUUCUCUACUUCGGUCUGUCAUGGAUUUAUUGUUUAUCUGCAGAUCAAAUCUACCAACAGUAUUUAUUUUCUUUUUACAGAUGAAAACCUGUAUGAACUUGUUGAUGGUCUUCUCAGUGUUAUUCCCAUCGUACUGUACUUUGAUACUUGUCUUUAGAUCUAGCAGAAAUGUUGAUUGUCCACGGAGCCCAGCCAAUGUUCCUCUGUGUCUGUGGAAUGGUCCUUCACAUGAAUAAAGUCUUAUUCCAAGCGG